Wyeomyia smithii (pitcher-plant mosquito) is the source of this 1668-nucleotide messenger RNA. RefSeq lists its product as uncharacterized. The record is from RefSeq and is a predicted model, not a curated record. The coding region runs from base 1 to 1668 and encodes 555 amino acids. NCBI's taxonomy places the organism in Eukaryota, Metazoa, Arthropoda, Insecta, Diptera, Culicidae. The transcript has 2 exons.
AUGCCUUCGACCGCUUCGUCAGCAGCUGCGAAAAAGACAACAUCAAUGAAGUCUUUACAAACAAAACUCCGAGGCUUGCAAACAUCACUUUCCAACAUUGCUAAAUUCAUCCAAGCGAUGGAUGCAAACACUAAGACCAGUCAGGUAACAGUUCGUCUUGGGCGUUUAGAUGAUCUUUGGGAAAAAAUCGGCGACGUCAUCAACGAGAUAGAGUCUCACGAGGAAUAUGAAUCAGAAGAAGAUUCACUUACCAAAGAGAGGAUACUCUUCGAAGAUCGGUAUUAUGAGAUGAAGGCAUCUUUGAUAGAUCGGAUCAAGGAGCGUCGAGAACCUGGUACAUCGGAACAGACCAUUCGGGGAGCUGAACCCACACUGGUGUCAUCGGGAGAGCAUGUACGGCUACCGCAAAUAAAAUUGCAGAGCUUUGAUGGCGAUAUUGACGAAUGGCUCAGCUUCAGAGACCUUUUCACGUCACUCAUACAUUGGAAAGCUGAUUUAUCGGAAGUGGAAAAGCUACACUAUCUCAAGGGAUGUCUCGAGGGAGAAGCCAAGGCAUUAAUUGAUCCAUUGAAGCUAACUAAGGGAAACUACACUAUCGCUUGGGAAACGCUACUCAAGCGAUAUAACAACAGUAAACUGCUUAAACGGAGGCAAGUGCAAGCUUUCUUUAAGCUGCCGGUUAUAUCAAAAGAGUCGUCAUCGGAACUCCAUAAGCUGCUGGAAGGGUUUGAUAGAAUCACUCAAACCUUGGAUCAAGUCAUUGAACCUGGUGACUACAAGGAUCUUUUGCUAAUUGAGAUUCUCAGCUCGAGGCUGGAUACCUACACCCGGAGGGGAUGGGAGGAACUGUCCUCUACUAAAGAAAAGGACACUCUCAAGGAUUUAACAGAAUUUCUUCACCGUAGAAUACGGAUAUUAGAAGCUAUACCCACUAAAAACACUGAUCCAAAACCAGAAGUAAUACCAGCGCCGAAGAAAAGGCCGUUUACCAUACGGGCCAGUCACAAUGCGAUACAAUCGUCAACUCCGAAAUGCUUUGCAUGCUCGGAUAGUCAUUGGUUACAUUUGUGUCCGACGUUUCAGCGUAUGGCAGCGGCUGGCCGGGAAACAUUAUUGCGCACACACUCGCUGUGCAGAAAUUGCUUCAGAAAGGGUCACCAGGCAAAGGAUUAUAGCAGUAAUAAAUCUUCUCAGGUGGGAGAGACAUCGGCCACCCAGCAAAGCAAGGAAGCGGCGCUGACUGAAAUGAAACCGAAUACAAGGGUCGGUAAUGUCGCUGCUGUGAAGGUAACAGCCAAUGUUGCACAGCAGCGUGAUUCAAGGGUACUUUUAGCUACUGCGGUAAUUAUCAUCGAGGAUGAUCAUGGUGUGCGGCAUACAGCGCGCGCCCUUUUAGAUUCAGGAUCAGAAUGCAAUUUUGUUUCGGAGAGAUUGUGCAAACAAAUGCACGUUGCCAAGGAAAGGGUAGAAAUCUCUGUCGUUGGAAUUGGUGCAGCUUCCGUUAGGGUGAAGCAUACGAUCCGCGUGAACAUCAGAUCGCGAAACUCAACAUUUACCGAGGUUAUGGAUUUCUUAGUAUUACCAAAAUUGACAUCAAAAUUGCCUACUGCAACGGUGCAGACUAUGGGAUGGGUUAUACCACAAGAGAUCGAACUAGCGGACCCGUAA